CCCAACCCCCCAAACCAAAAGUACUUAACCAAAAAAAAAUAAAAACAUAAAAAUGAAUUCUUACUAUUUUUUGUUCCCUCUUUUGCUACUCUUCAUUAUUUCAUCAACCACCAAUGGCCUUACUCAACAACAACAAUAUGUUAUGCAAAAAUACACAAAUAAUAAUUUCAUUCAACAAUUUUUAGCACCACAAAAUGCAGCACGUUCAGCAUUGAGAUUAAAACCAUUAGUAUGGGAUAAAAAAUUGGAGAAUUAUGCAAAAUGGUAUGCAAAUCAAAGAAGGUAUGAUUGUCAAUUAAUACAUUCAAAUGGACCUUAUGGUGAAAAUAUUUUUUGGGGAAGUGGGAACGGUUGGUCGCCAGCCCAGGCUGCGGCAGCCUGGGUUGGCGAACGACGUUCGUACAACUAUUGGUACAAUAGUUGCAAUGGGGAACAAGAAUGUGGACAUUAUACACAAAUUGUAUGGAGAGAAACAAGAAGAAUUGGAUGUGCUAAAGUUAUUUGUUAUAAUGGAUUGGGUGUUUUCAUGACUUGUAAUUACGAUCCUCCUGGGUCCCAUUUGAGGGAAAGUGCUCCCUAUCAAGCAUUUUUCCAUACCCAGGGCUCAAACCCAAGACCUCUGAUUAAGAGAGGAGCAACAUCAUCCGCUGCACUACAUCCUUCGGUAACGCCUUCCAAUCAUAAGCACAAAAACUAUCGACGCCAACUCCAAGUCAAGAGUGGGAUAGUUGCGCUCAUGCACCUUUGGCUAUACUCACAUGACCACUUUGUACUGACUAGAGAAAUCGAGAUAUUCUACAUUAAACGAUAAAUAUAUAGUACUUAAAAGUUUUCAUAUGCAUUCUACAACCGUGGUGAAACAUGGCAAGUUGGUAAUGGUGCCAUCUGCGCAUGGUCCAGCUCUCAUAACCAAUCACUCAUAUGCUCAUUUCCUCCUGACUAGCAAAAUCGAGAUAUUCUACAUUCAACGAUAAAUGUAUAGUACUUAAAAGUUUUCA
This is a messenger RNA of Capsicum annuum, 998 nucleotides long. Its product is annotated as pathogenesis-related protein PR-1. The transcript has 3 exons. Bases 53 to 811 code for a protein of 252 amino acids. The record is from RefSeq and is a predicted model, not a curated record. Gene Ontology annotation, cellular component: extracellular region. Lineage: Eukaryota; Viridiplantae; Streptophyta; Magnoliopsida; Solanales; Solanaceae.